Molecule: messenger RNA, 657 nt
Organism: Acanthocheilonema viteae
Lineage: Eukaryota; Metazoa; Nematoda; Chromadorea; Rhabditida; Onchocercidae
Source: the annotation of a GenBank genome assembly
AUGGUUGACGGUGAAGGUGACGAAGGAAUUAUACGAAAUGCUGCAGAUAUUAAUGAUGAUGUGGAAAGCUUCUACAGUCUAGAAGUACCUCUUUUCAAGCUGUUAUUUAUGGCUGAUGAAGUUUAUCUUAUAGAAAUGAGCGAACAAGUAUUUGAAUACUUAUUAGGAACAGUGUUGCUGGAGCCUUGUUUCAAAGUUCAUCGAAUUGCCAAAAUUACAAAUGCUGUGCUACCACCACCAAUUGAUGUGCAAAAUGAACCUACCGCAGUGGGUGAAUAUGAUAUUUUUGGUAGUGCAUUAAACUCGCAAACAAAGCAUCAGAAAAAUAUGGAUGUUGUAUGCGAUGAAUGCAAACGGCCUAUCGCAGCAAGUCGUUUUGCUCCACAUCUUGAAAAAUGCAUGGGUAUGGGACGAAGUAGCUCACGAGUCGCAAGACGUCGGAUAAACCAAGCAAUUAAUUAUACUAAUUCAAUGAAAGCUUCGCUCUCAGCAAGUCGUUUACGUGAAUAUUCUAGUCGGGAGAGUGAUAUGGAUCACUCUGAUGAAGACUCACAUCAUACAGCUGCGGACGAUGAUGAAGAUUGGACAAGUAACAGAAGAUCCCGGAAGUCAAGAAAAACAAAAUCAAGAAACCGAACAAAGACGAUAUUCUAUUGA